Messenger RNA from Paramecium octaurelia, 778 nucleotides. Lineage: Eukaryota; Ciliophora; Oligohymenophorea; Peniculida; Parameciidae. The record is from the annotation of a GenBank genome assembly.
AUGAAAGUGUUUACGUGUGAAGAUAUUGCGCAUGAGGGAGAAACCAUUUAAGGAUUUUGUUUAAAUUUGAGAUGUUAAGAUUCAAGACCUCAGUUCUGUCUAUAAUGUAGAUUUGAUCUUAAGAAGCAUUCUAAUUGCUAGAAAGAUCUAAAAGGAUUUGGUUAAAUUUAAAGUUUUAUCACGAAAUUCAAUUAGAAUAUACUUGAUUUAGCAACAUAAUUGAAUAAAUCCUUUGCUAAAGUUAAAAGAGAAUAUGAAGAAUUCUCAAAAUAAUUGGAGAACAUGAAAACAUAAUUAAUUAAGAUAUCUGAAUGUUUAAGCUAAUAAGAUUAUUUAUAAAUGAAAGCCAAUUUGUAAGUGAUUAAAGAAUGGUACCAAUAUUUAAACAAUUAAGAGGAGAUUAUGAAGUAGAAUUAAAUUGGUAUAUUAUCUAAGUAAUAUUUAUAGGAACUUAAUUAUUAUUAUCAUCUUGAACUUAAAUAUCAGAGUUAGAAUAAAAAAAAUUAUUUAGGCAAUGGAUUUAGAUAAAGGAUAAUAAUAAAUUUUAGAUAUUUAGCAAGAUAAUGAAAAUGGACUCUACUAAGGUAUUCAAGUAUUUUUAAAUAAUAUUAGGAAUUUAAUUACUAAAUUAGUAGAAAUGGUAGGAGGCUAAUGAAAAAAUUACUUAAUACAUAAACUUGUCAGAGAAACAACAAUCCUUGGGAACAUUCUUUAAAUGCAUUUUGAUUCUAUUAUAUAUAUAUAGGUAUUACUUUAAUUGAAAUGAACUAACCUGGGU